Molecule: messenger RNA, 2794 nt
Organism: Sus scrofa (pig)
Lineage: Eukaryota; Metazoa; Chordata; Mammalia; Artiodactyla; Suidae
Gene: PPP6R1
Product: protein phosphatase 6 regulatory subunit 1
Cellular component (GO): nucleus; cytosol
Molecular function (GO): protein phosphatase binding; protein phosphatase regulator activity
Source: RefSeq, a predicted model, not a curated record
AAGGACCCAGAAGGAGCUAGCUAGUCAGGCUCGAAGAGCUGGAGGGAAGGCAGAGGGAGCGCCAAGCCAGGGCAGAGGUGAGGGCGCAGGCGAGCAGUCAGGUGUGGCAGCCGGGUUGAGCGCCAUGCGGGUGGCCACGCGAGAUGAGGGCGCCAUGUUUUGGAAGUUUGACCUGCACACGAGCUCACACCUCGACACGCUGCUGGAGCGCGAGGACCUGAGCCUGCCCGAGCUGCUGGACGAGGAGGACGUGCUGCAGGAGUGCAAGGUGGUCAACCGCAAGCUACUGGACUUCCUGCUGCAGCCGCCACACCUGCAGGCCAUGGUGGCCUGGGUCACCCAGGAGCCGCCGGCCAGCGGCGAGGAGCGGCUGCGCUACAAGUACCCCAGCCUGGCCUGCGAGAUCCUGACCUCAGACGUGCCCCAGAUCAACGACGCGCUGGGGGCAGACGAGUCCCUCCUGCACCGGCUCUACGGCUUCCUACAGAGCAGUGGCAGCCUCAACCCGCUGCUGGCCAGCUUCUUCAGCAAGGUCAUGGGCGUCCUCAUCAACCGCAAGACUGACCAGCUCGUGUCCUUCCUGCGGAAGAAGGACGACUUUGUGGACCUGCUGCUGCAGCACAUCGGCACCUCGGCCAUCAUGGACCUCCUGCUGCGCCUCCUCACCUGCGUGGAGCGGCCGCAGCUGCGGCAGGACGUGGUCAACUGGCUCAAUGAGGAGAAGAUUGUCCAGCGGCUCAUCGAGCAGAUCCACCCUUCGAAGGAUGACAGUCAACAUUCCAACGCCUCCCAGUCCCUGUGCGACAUCAUCCGCCUGAGCCGUGAGCAGGUGAUCCAAGUGCAGGACAGCCCAGAGCCCGACCAGCUGUUGGCCACCCUGGAGAAGCAGGAGACGAUUGAGCAGCUCUUGAGCAACAUGUUGGAGGGGGAGCAGAACCCAUCUGUCAUUGUGAGCGGGAUCCAGGUGCUGCUGACGCUGCUGGAGCCCAGGAGGCCCAGGUCCGAGUCUGUGAGUGUGAAUAACUUCCUGAGCAGUGUCGACGGGCAGCUGGAGCUCCUAGCCCAGGCAACACUGGACAGCGCCGUGUGCAGCGUGGGCGCCCUGCACGCCCUGCGUCCCCGGCUCAGCCACUUCCACCAGCUCCUGCUUGAGCCGCCCGAGCUGGAGCCGUUGCGCACGACAUGGGGCAGCCUGGCCCCGCCACUGGGCAACACUCGGCUGCAUGUGGUCAAGCUGCUGGCCAGUGCCCUGAGCGCCAAUGAUGCAGCCCUGACCCAGGAGCUCCUGGCGCUGGACGUGCCCAACACCAUGCUGGACCUCUUCUUCCACUAUGUGUUCAACAACUUUUUGCACACCCAAGUGGAGGUAUGUGUGAGCACGAUGCUGAGCUCCGGGCCGCCUGCCGACAGCAGCUCCGACACACCCAUCCAGAACCCUGUCGUGAAACACCUGCUGCAGCAGUGCCGCCUGGUGGAUCGCAUCCUGACCUCCUGGGAGGAGAACGACCGCGUGCAGUCUGCAGGGGGCCCUCGGAAAGGCUACAUGGGCCAUCUGACGAGAGUGGCCAACGCCCUGGUGCAGAACACGGAGAAGGGGCCCAACGCCGAGCAGCUGGGCCAGCUGCUGAAGGAGCUGCCGGAGGAGCAGCAGGAGAAGUGGGAAGCCUUCGUGUCGGGACCCCUGGCGGAGACCAACAAGAAGAACACGGUGGAUCUGGUGAACACCCACCACCUGCACUCCUCCAGCGAUGACGAGGAUGAUAGGCUCAAGGAGUUCAACUUCCCGGAGGAGGCGGUGCUGCAGCAGGCCUUCAUGGACUUCCAGAUGCAGCGCAUGACCUCAGCCUUCAUUGACCACUUCGGCUUCAAUGACGAGGAGUUUGGGGAGCAGGAGGAGAGCGUGAACGCGCCUUUCGACAAGACGGCCAACAUCACCUUCUCUCUCAACGCCGACGAUGACAACCCCAACGCCAACCUGCUCGAGAUAUGCUACAAGGACCGGAUCCAGCAGUUCGAUGACGACGAGGAGGAGGAGGACGAGGAGGAGGGCCAGGGCUCUGGGGAGUCUGAUGGGGAGGAUGGCGCCUGGCAGGGCAGCCAGCUGGCCAGGGCCCGCCUGGGACAGCCGCCAGGCGUGCGGAGCGGAGGCAGCACAGACAGCGAGGAGGAGGAGGACGACGACGAGGAGGAGGACGAGGAAGAUGGUGACAGCCGGGCGGCCCGCGGCAGGGCCAGGCCCGCCUUGUACCCCAGCCCUGGCCCCCAGCCACCAGGCCCCAGCUGGAUGGCUACCUUUGACCCAGUGCCUAUGGACACCCCCACCGGCCCCCAAGACUGCAGGGAGAAGGAGCCACACUCUGGGCCCCCCACCCCGCAGGGCCCCUGCAGUGUGCCCCUGGACCUCCCUGUCCUGAGCCUGGCUGGCCCUGCGGCCCCCAACGCCCUGCAGCUCAGGUCUCAGGAUCCCACGCCCCCCUCAGCACCUCAGGAAGCCACAGAUGGCAGCAAAGUAGCGGAGCCCUUGGCCCCCUGCCAGGCCUUGGUCAGUGUCGGGGACCUUCAGGCCACACUCAGAGGGACGCAUUCCGCCCCCAGCUCCUUGGACAGUGCAACCAGAGACCCUGCUACCUCUGUCCCAGCCCCCGGGGCCCACCAGCCCCCCCAGACCAUGGAAGGGCAGAAGAGCCCAGAACCCUCAGGGCUCCCACAAAGCCAGAGUGCCCUGGCCCUUGAGCCGCUCCCGAUGCCCAAUGGCUCUGCUGCAGGAGGGCCGGUGUCCCCAGGCUCCCAGUGA